AAUAAAAUGCAGUUCACACCAGAAAGAGACACGGGCUACUAGUACGUAUUUGUAUGUAGUUCCAGUGCUUUCCCUUUAUACGACGAUGGGUUCAAUUUCGGUGCAACUUUAGUAGUGCUUGCUGUUGCUGCGUCCACUUCUCACAGCUCCCCACUACUCUCUCUCUCUCCCCUCUCUCCACCUCCUCCUCUCUCUCUCUCUCCAUCCCUCCCUCUCUCUCUCUCUCUCUCUCUCUCUCCCCUCUCUCCUCUCUCUCUCUCUCUCUCUCUCUCACUCUCUCUUCAUCACACUAAUGGCCUUGUUCAACGUCUUAUGCCCUCAUUCUCCAAACGUAUGGAGUGCAACUGGAGUCUCCAAGUGUUUCGAUGAUUUGUUUUUGGGUCUCGGAGUUAAUUUAAUAUCUGUGAUUUUAGUUGCUGCACUCGCAAUUACAAAAAGGAAUGCCAGAGCAAAUAUAAGGAUCAAUCCGGCAGAGAGGAUUCCCUUUCAAGUUCUUCCUGUAAUUGGGGCACUAGUGGCAUGCAUUGACAUUGGUUUUCUUUUGAGGACUACAUUGAAUGGUUAUCCAGUUAUGUAUCAUAAGUGGCUCUUAAGAUUAUCUCAGCUAUUAUUUUGGGUUACUAUUCUACUCGUCUCGAAGUGUAAGUUUUGGUUUAUUGUCUUCUCUGACUGGCUUAUGUGCAUUUGGUGGAUCGUCAAGGCAUGUUGUUGGGUGCCUCAUCUGCAAGCAAUCUUUUAUUCUUUGGAGGCUGUAACAUGUCUAAAAGAGAGCCUACGGUUGCUGCUGGAAGUCAUGUUUGGAAUCUCAAUUAUACUUAUCAAAAUGAAACGGGCAUCUCUAAAGAGCAGUUUAGGUGAGGAUCUACUUCUAUCACAUGAAUUGGACAUUGAAAAUGGUCAGCAACUCGAUCAUGAAAAGGCUCAGAACAUCUGGCAAUUAAUGUCAUUUGAAAUUAUAUCUUCUGUGCUGCAACGUGGGGCUGGGAAGCAACUUGACUUUGAAGACCUGCUUGAGCUACCUGCUGACAUGGAUCCUUUGUCCUGUCAUCUGAUGCUGUUAAGUUGUUGGGAAAGGCAGAGAAAAACCGGUCACCCCUCACUAUUUAGAGCAUUCUGUUCAGCAUAUGGAUGGUCUUAUAUUAGUCUUGGUCUUCUAAAGAUACUUAAUGAUUGUCUCGGUUUUGGGGGACCUUUGCUUCUCAAUAAGCUUAUUCGGUUUCUUCAAGAAGGUGGUGAAAAUUUCGAUGGCUAUAUAUUCGCAAUAUCUUUAGGCCUCACAUCUAUAUUGAAAUCCUUCCUUGAUACUCAAUACACUUUUCACCUUUCCAAACUAAAACUGAAGCUACGCUCGAGUAUUAUGGCUACUAUUUUUCGCAAGUGCCUAUGUGUUAGCUUAGCGGAAAGGUCAAAAUUUUCUGAAGGUGAAAUUCAGACCUACAUGUCUGUUGACGCUGAUAGAUCUGUCAACUUGUGCAACAGUCUUCAUGACAUGUGGAGCUUGCCCCUACAGAUUGGAGUUGCACUUUAUUUGCUUUAUACACAAGUGAAGUUUGCUUUUGUUUCAGGGAUUGCAAUAACUAUUUUGCUUAUACCAGUGAAUAAAUGGAUUGCUGAGGCAAUUGCAGAUGCUACUAGAAGUAUGAUGAAACAGAAGGAUGAACGGAUAAGAAGGACAGGAGAACUUUUGACAUAUAUUCGCACUUUAAAGAUGUAUGGCUGGGAGCUUCUGUUUUCUAGUUGGUUGAUCAAAACAAGAUCCUCUGAAGUGUCUUAUUUGUCAACAAGGAAGUAUUUGGAUGCGUGGUGCGUGUUUUUUUGGGCAACAACACCAACACUUUUCUCUUUUUGCACGUUUGGACUUUAUGCAUUAAUGGGAAAUCAACUUGAUGCUGCAACGGUCUUUACUUGUCUUGCGCUUUUCAAUAAUUUAAUCUCUCCGCUGAACUCAUUUCCAUGGGUCAUUAAUGGACUGAUUGACGCCACCAUAUCCACCGGUCGUCUAAGCAGGUUUCUUUGCUGUCCAGAGAUUGAAACUGCGACGUCUAGUGAUAAUUAUGCAUCAUCCUGCACAGAUGAGUAUCCAUGUGUAAGCUUUGAAGAUGUUGCUGUUGUCAUUAAUGAAGCAUGUUGUCUGUGGUGUAGCAAUGAUCAGGAGCAGUUGGUGAUGGAUCACGUGACUCUCUCUGUUCCAAAGGGUCACCUCAUUGCUGUUGUUGGGGAGGUAGGUUCAGGCAAAUCAUCCUUACUAAAUUCUAUUUUGCGAGAAACGAAAAUCAUCAAUGGAUUUGUGCAUACAAGUGGAUCUAUAGCCUAUGUACCACAGGUCCCAUGGAUUCUCUCUGGGAGCAUUCGUGAUAAUGUCAUUCUUGGGGAUGAAUAUGAUCCAAGAAGAUUAUCUGAUGUACUAGAGGCAUGUGCACUGGACAUUGAUGUGUUCCGAAUGACUGGAGGUGACUUGGCUUUUAUUGGUGAAAAAGGGCUCAACUUGUCAGGUGGGCAGAGAGCUCGUUUAGCUCUGGCCAGGGCUGUUUAUCAUGAUCCCGACAUAUAUCUGCUCGAUGAUGUCCUUAGUGCAGUUGAUGCUGAAGUUGCACAGUGGAUAAUAUCUAAUGCAAUUCUUGGUCCCUUAAUGAGCCAGAAGACACGUAUCCUAUGUACCCACAAUGCACAGGCAAUAUCCUCUGCAGAUACAGUUGUUUUAAUAGACAAAGGACGAGUAAGGCUGGUAGGAAGCCCAUCACAGUCCUCCGUUUCUUCAUAUAUUCCACCCUCCUUGCGAGAAGACUUAAGUAUUUCAUCGGAAGUUCAAAGUGAAGAUAAUGAUGUAGAUGCUCAAAAAAAGGUUCUUUUGGAGAGUGAUGAUAUUUGUGUCUCGGAGGAAGCCCCUUGCGCCAUUGAGGUUGAACAAAGGAAAGAAGGAAGGGUUGAAGUUGUCACCUACAAAAAUUAUGCAGUGUUCUGCGGUUGGUCUGUUACAAUCUUAACAUGCCUCUCAGCAAUAUUUAUGCAAGCAUCUCGUAAUGGGAAUGACCUUUGGUUGUCGUACUGGGUGGAUACAACAGGAGUUGAUAAACAAAAGGAUCGCACAUCCUUCUAUUUGGUUGUUUUAUGCAUAUUCUGUGUCAUGAAUUCCUCAUUUACAUUAGUGCGAGCAUUCUCAUUUGCAUUUGGUGGUCUACGUGCUGCUGUGCAAGUGCAUGACAGACUAUUAAAGAAUCUAGUCGAUGCACCUGUGCACUUUUUCGAUCAGACUCCAACCGGAAGAAUACUCAACAGGUUGUCUUCUGAUCUCUAUACAAUUGAUGACUCUCUUCCUUUCAUCCUUAACAUUCUCCUGGCGAAUUUUGUCGGCCUCCUAGGUAUAGCUAUCGUUCUCUCCUACACCCAGGUCAUGUUCUUACUUCUGUUACUGCCAUUUUGGUAUGUAUACAACAAAUUGCAGUUGUACUACAGGUCAACAUCAAGGGAAUUGAGAAGGCUAGAUAGUGUUGCACGUUCACCUAUUUAUGCCUCCUUUACUGAGAUCCUGAAUGGAUCAUCAACGAUAAGGGCAUUCAAAACUGAGGAUUUUUUCUUUGCCAGAUUUACUGAGAAUGUAAUAUUGUAUCAGCGUACUUCUUAUUCAGAGAUUAUAGCAAAUUUGUGGCUUUCACUGCGUCUGCAGAUAUUGGCAGCAGUUAUUGUCUGUUUCGUUGCUGUGAUGGCUGUUGUUGGAUCUCGUGGACAUCUUCUUAUCAGUUUCGGUAGCCCAGGGAAGGUAGGAUUGGCGCUCUCUUAUGCAGCUCCAGCUGUAUCUCUAUUAGGAAACUUCUUGACCAGCUUUACAGAAACGGAAAAGGAACUGGUUUCGGUGGAGAGGGUUCUUCAGUAUAUGGAUGUAGCAACAGAAGAACUACACGAGUGCCAGCUUCUCGAUACAGAGUGGCCUUUGCAUGGAAACAUUGAAUUUCAGAAUGUGACUCUCAAGUAUAGGCCUUCGUUACCUGCUGCAUUGUGCGAUCUUACUUGUACUUUUGCUGGGGGAACACAGACUGGAAUUGUGGGCAGAACAGGUGCUGGAAAGUCUAGCAUUUUAAAUGUGUUAUUUCGCCUUAACCCACUCUCUGGAGGUUGCAUUUUGGUGGAUGGAAUAAAUAUAGCUAAAACUUCAUUAAGAGACCUUCGUACACGUUUCUCUGUUGUUCCGCAAACUCCAUUCCUUUUUGAAGGAUCAUUAAGGGACAACCUGGAUCCGUUCCGGGUGAACGAUGACCUGAAAAUUUGGGAUGCCCUAGCAAAGUGCCAGAUUGAAGAUGAAGUUAGAGCCAUGGGAGGACUUGACAUGCAUGUAAAAGAAUCUGGAGCUUCAUUCUCUGUUGGGCAACGACAACUCUUGUGCCUUGCACGCGCAUUUCUCAAGUCGUCUAAGGUACUGUGUUUGGAUGAAUGUACAGCCAAUGUGGAUACUUCAACGGCUUUAAAGCUGCAGAAUGCCAUAACUAGCAAAUGCAGAGGCAUCACAGUGAUCACAAUUGCUCACCGCAUUUCCACAGUGCUGAACAUGGAUACUAUCUUUAUUCUUGAUCAAGGGUCACUGGUUGAACAAGGAAAUCCACAUGUUCUUUUACAGGAUAAGAUGAGUCGGUUCUCGAGUUUUGUUGAGGCUUCUACGAGUAACUAACUAAAAGGUGCUAUUAACAGGGAUUAACCUUAUCUAAUAAUGUAAUGUAGUGUUUGGUUAAAUCAUCAAAUGAGGUUAGCGUUAUAUUAGCAGAGUACCAUAGUAUUUAGCUUAAACUGAAAAGGAAGCCAAACUACUAUCUGAGUUAAGUUCAGAGCUACACAGUUUCGGUGAAUUAUGUUCAUGUUCUAAACUAACAAGGAAUUAUCAGGUUACUAUAACAAACUGCAGAAAUCGGCUUACCUACUCUCUGCAUUAAAUAGAACAACUCCAUUCAGACUUUAUUAUC
This is a messenger RNA of Daucus carota subsp. sativus, 4949 nucleotides long. Its product is annotated as ABC transporter C family member 13. Gene Ontology annotation, biological process: transmembrane transport. The record is from RefSeq and is a predicted model, not a curated record. The coding region runs from base 293 to 4660 and encodes 1455 amino acids. The transcript has 36 exons. Gene Ontology annotation, cellular component: membrane. Gene Ontology annotation, molecular function: ATP hydrolysis activity; ABC-type transporter activity; ATP binding. Lineage: Eukaryota; Viridiplantae; Streptophyta; Magnoliopsida; Apiales; Apiaceae.